AUGAGGAAGACAAAAUAUUCCUGGGGAGCCUUCGUGGGAAGACGCAGCAAGUGGGAGAAUAUGGCCGGGGAAAACGCAAGGAUGCUGCCCAAGGCCGUGCAUGGGGAGAGAAAGAAUCAGGAAACGAAGAGGAGAGGGAAACUGAAAAUCAUGGCAGGCAAAUUGCUAAAAGCUGUGGCUAGUGGGAAAGAGGCAGCAGAGGAGAAGGCGGGCGGUGAGGAUGUGGCAGGGAAUUUGCUGAAGAUGGCAACCAGUAGGAAAGAAGCGGAGGGAGAGACACCUGCAGAGGAAACCAUCUGCGGAUUCAUUGAGCAAGGAAAGUUUUUUGAAGCUUGUGGUCGUAUUUAUGAUCUGGAGCAUUCUGGAAACCAUGGUGUGGGAAAGCCUGAAUCACUUUAUAUGCUACUGGCUGAACGAAUGUGGUCUGUGGUGGGAGAAGCUCUCAGUGGAAGUGGUAGGAUGUUCCUGGAGCUGUUGCAGUCAGUGGGGGAAUCGCUGAAGUGGGAGAAGCAGAAGGAAGUGGAGUGGCUUGGCAGCAGCCAAGAGACGGAGUCUGUUUCCACCUGGAGUCCAAACUUCUGGAGGAAAGAUCUGGAGGAAAAACUAAUACAGUACAUGAUGGCCCAGAUUCCCCCCUUUGGUUCCUCUAGUAACACAGAUGAGACUGCACUAAAACAGCAUCUGAGUCAGCUGGAAACGACGUUUCUCCCCAGCCUGGAGCACAGAAGUGGUUUCUUCAAGGAAGCAGGACUGCUCGUCACCUACGCCCGCUGCUGUCAUGCUUCUUUGUCGUCUCACCUUUCCACCCUUACUGACAGUAACCAUUUCAGCUUCAGUCAAUGUCUUUUAGUUUAUGAAUGGGGCCUUAAAAUGUACGAAAGAGGCAGCGAGACAUGUCUGAGACCCAGGCAGACCCCCCAGCACAGCCUUUCCCUUGGUGUACAGUGUCUCAUGUGGAUUAUUUUGAAGACUGAGGAAAAGUUACUUCUAGUCGCCCGGAAGGAAGUAGGGAAAGCCCUGAAAGAAGCCUUUGAUAUCGGGAAACCCCCUUGUGCAGAUGCUGCAGUCAUUCAGAUACUAACAGAGAAGACGGAGGCUGCCUGGCGCGUCAAUGAGAGCCUGAGAGAGAAGGUGGAAGCUGUGUGCCUGGAGGAGUGCCUGAGGUUCCUGGAGAGCUAUGAAAAUGAAGUAAGAAGCUUUCUCCAGCUCAGUGGUUGCCCUGGGAUCUGCAGCAGCUUACGAAUCCUGGAGAACUGCUGCAUUCUCAGGACUGUCUGGCAUAAGCUAACAUACAUUUGCAGUGCCAGCACUGGUCAGGAUGUUAAGGUAAAUGGAUUUCUAGACAGGAUGGAAGAUGAGAUUAUGGAGCAUUUUCUGCAGACAGUCACUUCUAAAGUCAAGGGAACACUGAAGGAGCACUUCAAAAAGUGUGACAGUGGUUUCAACCACAUCCUUGAAUCCUUAAAGCAAAGUUUUUUGGCAUUUGGGAAGAAAAAAACAGACACGUAUGAGGCCCUCGUCAAGGCUGUCAACGUCAUCAUUAUUACAGAAUAUGUGCAGGCCCUCCUGACCACUUCCAGGAAACCAUCUUCUGUGCAGAGGAGGAGGAUUGUCAGCAAGAUAGAAGAAGAUAAUAGGAUGCUGCAAACCAUCUUUAAAGAGUGCUUAGGUCCUGCAGCUGGUCCCCUUAAGGAUCCUAUAAAAGCAAUUUUAGAACUUAUUCAAACUUCUGAUGCUGAGGGGAUGAAAAUAGCCCUUCUGCCCAUUCUCAAAGAAUUUCCUGAUCUAAGGAAGGAACAUCUGAGUGCAGUGCUGGACAUCAAAGACUCGCUCAGCCGAGAGGACAGAGCUGCUGUCUUGAAGGCAUUUCACGAGAACUGCAGGGAAUCAGAACCAGAAGCAAACUUGCUUUUUGCAGAUAUAGAAGUAAACCCUAGAAAAUAUGGACUCUGUGGCUGCUUCUGCUGUUAG
Messenger RNA from Gavia stellata (red-throated loon), 1971 nucleotides. Its product is annotated as exocyst complex component 3-like protein 2. Gene Ontology annotation, molecular function: SNARE binding. Gene Ontology annotation, biological process: exocytosis; exocyst localization. The coding region runs from base 1 to 1971 and encodes 656 amino acids. The record is from RefSeq and is a predicted model, not a curated record. The transcript is spliced from 11 exons. Lineage: Eukaryota; Metazoa; Chordata; Aves; Gaviiformes; Gaviidae. Gene Ontology annotation, cellular component: exocyst.